ACCCAGGCAGUGUCCAUGCCCAGCCAGUGCGGUCCUCGUGCGCGGUGCGCCUCCACUCCACGUCUCCACCUCGUCGCCUCCGCCGCAGCGCCGAGGCGGGACCCGCGCAUGGCCGCCGGCGUGCUGUCCACCGUCCGGUGGUCCACCGCCUGCGCGGCGCUGCUCAACGCCGCCGCCGCCUCAGCGGGCGCCGCCGUCGCGGCCGUCGCGCUCCGCCGCUGCGGCGGGGGUGGCGCCCUCGGCCCGGCCGCCGCCGUCGCCUCCGCGGCGUCGGUGGCGAGGAUCCUCGCUUCUGCGGUGGCGGGGUUCGCGCAGGGCGCCGCCGCCUCAGCUAUUGCCGCCGGUGCCAUCGGGGCCCAUGUCGACAGCGAGCGCGACCUCCGCCAACUCUCCAGGCUACGGUACAAGAGAUGGCUUUGGUGGACACGAUUUGGAAUGGUCAUCACGAUGCUGCAAUUUGUGUUGGCAAUUUAUUUGAUGUGUAUCAUCAUAAAGGACAUCUUAGCUGGAGGCUUUUUAAAACAGUGCUUUUCAGGACAAAAUCAGGGAAACAGUGACUCGAAGCGUAUCUUGUUAAUAAUUUUUCUUGUCAGUAUGUGGGUGGCAAUUAUAGUUCAGUGUGCUACUGGUUCUGAUGUACUAAGGUGGAGAGCAUUUUAUGCAUCCCAUGAUAUUGCGUGGAGAGCACACUACCGAGAGGUGUUUGAUCAUGGAAUCCGUGAAGUUUUGUGUUGUCUAGGGCGGGUUAAGUAUUCGAGUGUAUUGGAAGAUGAUGAUAUAUGUGUCGUGGCAAAGUUAUUGGGCGACCUUAUGGCUUAUCGUGCAUCUGGAACUGGUCAUCUUGAGCUCGUAGCAGGGCUUUCACUACUGCAGAAAUCUAAGUCGUCCACAGUUAUUUCGAAAGAACUAGUGGAGGCUCCUCAAGAUCUCAUCCAAGAGGCUGUUCUCUUUCAUCCAUUUGCUGAAGCUGCCUAUACAGUUAUUCCCUACAUCCUUGCUGUUUCUCCUUUUCAGUUCUUGCCGGACACAUUGAUGGUAUUCAAUUUUCAGGGCCCACUGCUUGAUUUUGGAAGGAAUCCUGUUAUGUUUCCCUGUGUGUGGCUCAAUAGGCAAGGUGUUUUGACUCCAUUGAGUCGUUUUAGACGACCAAUACUUGAAGGUGAUAACUGCUGGCGAGGGCAUGCAGCUGCUUUUCUAAAAUAUGCCAAUGUUGCCCCGGAAGUCCUCCGAAAAGGUCGUGUUAGCCAGACAAAACGCGAGGCUGCCUAUUUUGUGGUUGUUUUACAUGAUUUGAGUACAGUAGUCAUUGCUAUCCGUGGAACUGAGACACCAGAAGAUGUUAUAACCGAUGGCUUGUGUAAGGAAUGUAACCUUACAGUGGAUGACUUGGUUGGGUUGAUCAAUUCUGAUCAGUUGUCCCCUCGACUGAAGAACACCGUUCUCUCAUCUUUUCCACACUAUGGACAUGCAGGAAUUGUUGAAUCAGCUCGAGAGCUGUAUGCAGUACUUGAGGGACAGCCCAUACACCAAGCUGCCAUGGAACUGCCUGAAGAUAAGUCAGACACAGUGACAACUGGAUUCUUAUCUUCUCUUCUUGGGGAUGGUUGCGAGUGCAAUGGGUACAAUAUUGAAAUUGUUGGACAUUCUUUAGGAGGUUCUGUAGCUGCACUUCUUGGUAUUAAGCUAUACAGGCGCUUCCCGAAAUUACAUGUGUAUGCAUAUGGAGCCGCACCAUGUGUGGAUUAUGUGAUAGCAGAUGCAUGCUCACAAUUUGUUACAAGCAUAGUCCACAAUGAUGAAUUCUCUGCACGAUUAUCCAUGAAUUCGGUGAUUAGAUUGCGUAGCUUGGCUGUGAAGGCUCUCUCAAAGACUUCGCCCAAUUCUGGUAAAGUGGGUAAACUAGUUGGUGGAAUCAUGAAUGCCAGAACAGAUGAGAAAAAUGCAAUAGAGCAUUAUGCUUCAAUUGGUGCUCUGCAGACAGUCAGCGACGCUAAGCUAAGUAAUGAUCAAAUGCGUGGAAAGAAUCCAAUGCAUACAAUCAGAGGUGGCUUAUUUCUCUUUGGCAAAGCAAUAUCUUGCUUGGUAAAUACCCCAAAAUAUCGAAUUAGCUCCACAGCAGAAAUUAAUUAUGAGUUGGGCAGAUCUAGAAUGACUACUGCCAGUGAUGGAAGGAAAUGUAUUGUUGUUUCCCGUGGUUUUUCGGAUGUUUCACGCUCUGGAGAAGCUAGUAGUGCACACAGAGAGAAUGGGAUUCGAGAAGGUGACUUCUAUGAACGCGAUGAGGGGUACAGACUGCCUCGUUUCAAUAAUGGUACUGAACUCACAUCUGCUUCAAAUGACCACAUCAGUACAAUAAGCUCAUCUGAUGGACAGUCACCAGAGGUUUAUCUUCCUGGCCUUGUUGUUCAUGUUGUUCCAGUAAAGAAGAGUACCUCUCCAUUGCAGAAGACAACUGUGACUCGUCGCAAGAACAAGAGCUACAAAGCAUUUAUCGCUAAUCGGAAAGAUUUUAUGGACCUUGUUGUGACGCCUCAAAUGUUCCUUGAUCAUCUCCCUUGGAGGUGUCAGUAUGCCAUGCAAAAGGUUAUAGAAACACGGAAAUUGGAGCAGCUCACCCAUGAUUCGUCAGCUGCAGAGGAUGCUGUAUAAAUCUAUUGGCGGUGCUUGCCUUCUUUUUUGUACAUUAGGAUCUAUCGGCAUGCUCUAUGUGCAAUAUUGGUUACUGGUUACAUUAUUGUCCGCAAGUAGAAGAGUUUAUGGCAGAAACAGGCAAUACCAUUCUGAUGAGGAUUACUUGGAAGAUCUCAGCAUUGUUGUACACAGCCUGCUCUGAGAUCAACCGAGAUCGACUCUGUUAUUUAUGAAACCAGUGUUGUAGAUUAUAACCACCAGUGUCGUAGAUUAGAUUAGAACCUAUUUAUAGCAUCAAAUUUUGUUACACAGACUUGGAUAGGCUUGCUCUGAGAUCAACCAGUAUAGUAAAUUAUAAUAAUCAGUCCAUUAGUUAGAUUCUAGCCUAUUAGCAUCAAAAUUCUGUUUCAAACAGUGGUGUACCUUUGAUGCCUUUGUAUCAUUGUAUGGUCAUGUAUGUAGCUAUGAUCCAAUGUACAAUAUGAAGCAUCACCCGGCUGUACAACAUCUGCUUACUGAAUAAAACAUGGGUGUUGGAUGAA
This is a messenger RNA of Panicum virgatum (switchgrass), 3173 nucleotides long. RefSeq lists its product as uncharacterized. The record is from RefSeq and is a predicted model, not a curated record. Gene Ontology annotation, biological process: lipid metabolic process. The transcript has 12 exons. The coding region runs from base 16 to 2649 and encodes 877 amino acids. NCBI's taxonomy places the organism in Eukaryota, Viridiplantae, Streptophyta, Magnoliopsida, Poales, Poaceae.